Exaiptasia diaphana is the source of this 1010-nucleotide messenger RNA. RefSeq lists its product as uncharacterized. Lineage: Eukaryota; Metazoa; Cnidaria; Anthozoa; Actiniaria; Aiptasiidae. The coding region runs from base 88 to 702 and encodes 204 amino acids. The transcript has a single exon. The record is from RefSeq and is a predicted model, not a curated record.
AGUCGAUGUACUUUUGGAACGAGGUUCGAAGUACACCGUGUSUAUAAAACCACGCAUUGUGCAACUUGCCGCUCCCACAAGCAAGCAAUGAACAUGCCGCUCAAACAGUGGCUGCUUGCUGGUGCUUUCCUCGCGAGCUUUUGCAGUAUUUCAGCGACAUAUUGUAUCACCAGUGGCUAUUCGUCUAACUGCGGUUUAAACAACAUGUGUUGUAAUAACCAAUGUGUUUAUGGCCGCGCGUCGUGUACUGGUCGUUACUGUUCGGUCGACUCUGAUUGUUCUGCAGGGGAAUCGUGUUGCAGCAACACUUGUAGGGGUGGCUAUGAUUGUUAUGGACAAUCUUGUACACACAGCUCCGAUUGUUCUGMUUUAGAGGAUUGUUGUUCAGGUUACUGCGAAUAUAACUGUUUCGAUCACUAUCCAAUAAGCUCAAGCGGUCAAAUCAUUGGAGUAAUCCUUGGAUCGAUCUUUGGUUCCAUAUUCUUGGUUUCGAUGAUAGUUGCCAUCGUAAUUUGUUUCCAAAACAGAAGAAGGGCCAAUACGGGAUAUGUGGUCAGAAACCUUAGACAAAUAUUAAACACAACAACUUUACGUCCGCCAUUACAAGGACAGCAACACCAUCAUCAGCCACCCCCUCAGUACGGAGCUAUACCACCUCCACCCUAUGAAGAGCGUGCCGCCGAUGGCAUGGUUGGUAACUAGAAACCUGAAUUUAAGGCAACUUCCUUACAUUGAGUUGCUGUUGAAUUGAAUUGAGUUACUCAGUUAACGGAUUUUCUGUGGGUCUUAAAAAAUGGGAGAUUUAUAUGCCGUGGCAUGCAGUCUUUAGAGAUAUUUCUAGUCGAUUCAAGUUGCUGUUUCAUGCAAAAGCUUUAAUAUAUAACCGAAAUGAUAUAAGAAAAACUCGUUUUCACAACUGCUUCACGAUGUACACUAGCUAAUACAUAGAAGUGAACGUGUACGGUUAUGCAGAAUGCGGAAAAUUCAGUAAAUGACAGUAAAAGUGGAAA